Molecule: messenger RNA, 638 nt
Organism: Styela clava
Lineage: Eukaryota; Metazoa; Chordata; Ascidiacea; Stolidobranchia; Styelidae
Biological process (GO): axoneme assembly
Cellular component (GO): axonemal microtubule
Source: RefSeq, a predicted model, not a curated record
UACCUAAAUUGUUUACCUGAAAAAGUCACUUCUAAAUAUCGAGGCGGACUGUAGUCAUGAAUAUGGAGUUACCAGAAAGACCAAAGCCAAGUGUUCGAUUUAGCGAUGAUAGUUACGGUACAACUGUUAGUUCAGUUGCUGAUGUUCCACUGAAAGAGACACUUGAGAAAACAGAUCUGCCUUCAUUAAUUGAGAAAGAUUCCACUUGUUAUUCUGAGAAGUCUCUUGAGGACCGGCCUGUCUCGGCGAAAGACGAAUCUGAUUCAAUUGCUGAAUCAUCCGAUAGCGAGGAAGAACGGGUUAUAGACAAACCAAAGAAGGUAGAGAAAACUCCGAAAGAGCAGGGCAUUUUACCUGCUAGAUUCAGUAACGCUCGGAAGUUUCAGGGAUAUGGAGUGAAGAUUGAUGCACUUUAUCGAACCACGGCUUCUGAUUAUGGAAGCCGACCGCCUACCGAACUGACAAUGCCCAGUAGAUAUUACGGAUUCACAAGAAAAUUUACAACUCACCUGAGUGUUUGCGGAAUGUAUAGAAAUCAUUCUGUUAAUUCGAAAUUAGACAAGUAAUCAAUCUGUUGACGUGUAACUUAUGUAUUAAUCUACAUGUGUUAAUGAACUCAGACAAUCGCGCAUUGCAAG